Nezara viridula (southern green stink bug) is the source of this 3573-nucleotide messenger RNA. The record is from the annotation of a GenBank genome assembly. NCBI's taxonomy places the organism in Eukaryota, Metazoa, Arthropoda, Insecta, Hemiptera, Pentatomidae.
UGAUUUCAUUUUAUAAUCACUUAGCCUAAACUCAUUCAAUCAAUCUCAUGGAAUUUCUAUAUUUUAGGGUAAUGGAAAUGAAUCUAAUUUCUUGUAAUAUGAGUUUCUAUGUUUCAAUGUUGGUAUAUAGUUGAACCUCUAUCGUUGUGCACUCCUUAAGAAAAUAACAUGUGAUUUUGGUUUCCCCAAAUAUCUAAAAUUUUGUAGGCAUUUCUUAAAGCUGUAAGAACUAAUGAAUGAUUUAAUUUUAUUUUAUUGAGUUAUGGCAAGAAUCCAGAUUUUAAAGAUGGUAUUAAAGAAGAUGGAGGAUACCCAGAGUGGUGAUAUUUGUCGUGUUUGCCGGUCGGAGGGCUCCAGCGAUCGUCCUCUAUUCCACCCCUGUAUUUGCACGGGGUCUAUCAAAUGGAUUCAUCAAGAAUGCCUUGUUCAAUGGAUGAGGUAUUCCCACAAAGAGUAUUGUGAAUUAUGUGGUUAUCGGUUCUCAUUUAUGCCAAUCUAUUCACCUGACAUGCCUCGGCGAUUGCCCAUUAGAGAUGUGGCAGGUGGUCUCCUGUCGAGUAUCGCCACCGCCGUCAAAUACUGGAUUCAUUAUACGUUAGUCGCCAUUGCAUGGCUUGGUAUUGUACCGCUUACAGCAUGUAGAGUUUAUCGUUGCCUCUUUAAUGGAUCUGUAGAUUCUGUAUUGACCCUCCCUUUGGAUAUGCUGUCUACUGAAAACAUUGGAUCUGAUAUAUUUCAUGGAUGCUUUGUUGUGACUUGUACGCUGUUUGCUUUUAUCGGACUUGUCUGGUUGCGGGAGCAGAUCCUCCACGGAGGCGGCCCCGACUGGCUCGAAAGGGAAGACGGAGGCUGGGUUGGCGGCGCCCAACAACAGCAGGUGCAGGCGCAACCUCAGGUCAAUAACAACCUCAUUGAACAACCAGCUAACGAGGAGGUCGGAGGAGGAGAUAACAAUGGCGACAACGGAGGAGGCGGUGCUGGAGAUUGGAAUCCUCUGGAGUGGGACAGAGCCGCAGAGGAGUUGACGUGGGAGCGCCUCUUAGGUCUUGAUGGCUCCCUCGUCUUCCUGGAGCAUGUUUUUUGGGUGGUCUCUCUUAACACUCUAUUUAUUCUGGUCUUUGCCUUCUGCCCGUAUCAUAUGGGUCAGCUAGCAGUGUCUGCUUUGGGACUUAAACAUCAUGUUACGGCAUCCCAUUUCCAAGGGCUGGUGACUACUUUGUGCGGUUACUGUGUAAUAGGGCUCUGCCUCGUCGGGCUCCACUCCCUGGCAGCAUUGCUGAGCUUGGUCAAGUCGAGGCGUGUGCUUGGUCAUUGCUACGUUGUUGUGAAAGUGUCGUUGCUGUCGGUCGUGGAGAUAGGCGUGCUGCCUCUCAUCUGCGGUUGGUGGCUGGACAUUUGCAGCCUUGGGCUCUUUGAUGCGACCCUCAGGGACAGGCAAGCUGGUUUUAGGGCUGCACCUGGAACUUCCAUGUUUAUCCAUUGGUUGGUCGGAAUGGUCUACGUUUACUACUUCGCUUCUUUCAUUCUGCUAUUGAGGGAAGUCCUUCGCCCAGGCCUUCUCUGGUUCUUAAGGAACCUCAACGAUCCCGAUUUCAGCCCUAUUCAGGAAAUGAUUCAGCUGCCGAUGGGUCGCCACGUCCGCAGAUUGGUAGCUUCAGCUGUGAUAUUUGGCUCUGCGGUGUUAUUGAUGCUGUGGUUGCCUGUGAGGAUCCUCCGCUGGGCUGCCCCUGGCUUCUUACCGUACACUGUUUCAUUGCAUUCCGAUGUUCAGUUGGACGAACUCUCCUUAGAACUACUUCUGCUUCAGGUGAUCCUUCCUGCAUUGCUUGAGCAAUCUCAUACUCGUGCUUGGCUAAAAGCUGCUAUUCAUUAUUGGUGUGUCGGGGCUUCGUGGCUUCUUGGUUUAAGAUCAUACGUGCUCGGUGAGCGAGCAGCUGAGCCACCGGCUGGUGCAGCCGAACCCGAGGAAGCGUUGCCGGAAUUGGGCGCCGUCCACCAUGCCAUGCUUCAGAGACCUGGCCCCGUCGGAUACCAGCCUUACACUGCUCCACCAUUAUUCGCUGCACGACUCGCCGCCCUAGUGCUGUUAGCAUGCGCUUCUCUGGCCACGGCCUCGUUGGCAGUGCUGACCGUGCCGGUGCUGCUCGGACGGCGCUUGAUGGCCCUCUACCACGGCGGUCCUAAACCCGUCCCUGUCCACGAGCUCUACACUGCCGCGGCAGGAGCUUACCUCUGUUGGCUAACCGCUCGCUCUCUAUCUCUACUCUACUGCUGGCGAGGCCACCUAGCCGAGACUGUUAAGACUUGGUGCAUCAUUGCUGCUAAAUGUGCUAUUGCAACAUUACUGCUGGUAGGUGUAAUUCCCCUGUUAUCUGGGCUGCUUCUCGAAGUAGUGCUCGUUAGUCCUGCGAGGGUGCCUCUGGACCAGUCGCCCGUUCCUUGGCUGUGGCAGGAUUGGGCUCUAGGCGUCUUAUACACAAAGAUAGCGUGCGCUGUGACCAUGAUGGGUCCUGAUUGGGGUCUGCGGCGAGGCCUUGAGGCGGUCUACCGAGACGGAGUAAGGGCCAUCGACCUCAGGAGGGUAGUCUUUCAACUAGCCGCUCCUGUUAUAGUUGGGCUGUCCUUAGCAUUAGCGGUGCCAUACGUCGUUGCCCAUUCAAUGGUGCCACUUUUCGUAACGAAUCCAACGAUAAGACUGCUCGUGGCUCGCAGGAUUUACCCCACUGUACUGGUGGUAGUUGCGGUCGCAGCUCUAGUUUACUUUCAAGUGCGGCAAUUCUCUCGCCUGUACGAACACAUCAAAAACGACAAAUACCUCGUGGGCAGGCGUCUGGUCAAUUACCAUCACAGGCAGCCGGUGUCACAGUCAACUUAGACCAAUGGUUACUUGAUACAAUAUACUGCUGCUCUAUGUUGGUACAUAUAUAUAUAUAUAAAUAUACAUAAACCUGUACAUAAUAAUAUAUAGGUGUUAGUGUGUUUGUUUCCUUUCCUUUUCCACCAUGUUCUUCUUUCGUCUUAGAUAUUUAUAUAACCGUAUCCAUUAACAGAUACUUUCCUUCAAAUUGAAGAAAUGUUAACCACGGUUGUGUAUCUAUUAACAAUGACAAGUAAGUAAAUCGAAAUACCAGAUAAGCCAUAAUGCUAGUGAUAACACUAUCUAUGUAUAUACUAUGAUGGAUUGUGUAGAAGAAAAUAAACUUAUUUAAUGUUAUGUUUUAUUAGAUUAUUGUUAUUUUUUCCUAUUCUGAAGUCUGUGUUUUAGUCUGUUAAGUAGGCAUAAGUUUUUAUUUUUUAAAAUAUCUAUUGUACAGUUACGAAAUUUGAAUUAAAUAAUUUUUUUUAAUUAAUAAAAAGUAAAUGUCUGUUUUAUAACGAGAAUUGUAUUAAUUUUGCCAGAUUGGAUUGUGCUCAAUUAGAUUUGAACAUUUAUUAUAAAGCUUUUGAAAAUUAAAUUAAUAUUUGAAUUGUUGUCAUUUGAAAAUUAAAUGUUUUGAAUUGUUUUAGUGAUAUUGGUAUAUUGGAUCACUGUUAAAGGUUUAAUAAAUUGACAUAGAUUCGUUCUCAUAAUUA